Sphaerodactylus townsendi is the source of this 3631-nucleotide messenger RNA. It is a transcript of the gene UBE2J2, whose product is annotated as ubiquitin conjugating enzyme E2 J2. Bases 181 to 960 code for a protein of 259 amino acids. The transcript is spliced from 7 exons. NCBI's taxonomy places the organism in Eukaryota, Metazoa, Chordata, Lepidosauria, Squamata, Sphaerodactylidae. The record is from RefSeq and is a predicted model, not a curated record.
GGAAGCGGAGCAAAGGGAAGCCGGUCCCUGCCUGGGCCUGCCAUUUUGGACGGUGGAGGCGGAGGUGGCGGCGCUCUCGGAGGGAAUCCGCCGGGCAGCCGUCUAGGCGGGGUGGCUUGACUCUGGAGCCCGCUCCCCAGCCCCAACCGCACGAGAGGGCGCCCGGCCCGGCAGGGAGAGAUGAGCAGCAACAGUACCAAGCGAGCACCCACGACAGCCACCCAGAGACUCAAACAGGACUACCUGCGCAUUAAAAAAGACCCAGUGCCUUAUAUCUGUGCUGAACCUCUCCCGUCAAAUAUCCUUGAAUGGCACUAUGUGGUACGGGGACCAGAGAUGACACCGUACGAAGGUGGCUAUUACCACGGGAAACUGAUCUUCCCCAGAGAAUUUCCUUUCAAACCUCCAAGUAUUUAUAUGAUAACGCCGAACGGAAGAUUUAAAUGCAAUACACGGCUAUGUCUUUCAAUUACCGAUUUCCACCCCGACACGUGGAAUCCGGCGUGGUCUGUCUCGACAAUCCUAACGGGCCUGCUUAGUUUUAUGGUGGAAAAGGGCCCCACUUUGGGGAGCAUAGAAACUUCGGAGUUCACUAAAAGACAGCUUGCUUCGCAAAGCCUAGCGUUUAACCUGAAAGACAAAGUUUUCUCUGAAUUAUUCCCGGAAGUUGUAGAGGAAAUCAAGCAGAAGCAAAAGGCACAAGAGGAACUCCACAGCCGGCCCCCAGCCCUCCCGCUGCCCGACGUCGUCCCUGACGGGGAAACGCAUCACGGCCAGAACGGGCUGCCGCUCCUCAACGGGCACGUGCCAUUGGCAGCCGCUAACCACCCGGGCCUGCAGCAGGCCAAUCGGAACCAUGGACUCCUGGGCGGAGCUUUGGCGAACUUGUUUGUUAUAGUUGGCUUCGCAGCCUUUGCCUACACGGUCAAGUACGUCCUGAGAAGCAUCGCGCAAGAGUGAAGGCGCUUUGCGCCGGUUCCAAGACCAAAUUAGUGGUAGUGUCAGCGAAAAACAGAAAUGCAUUUGGGGACACUCUCUGGGCCUCAGACCUCUGAACCCCAGGAUAAAUAAUGUAAUGUACAGGUAAAAUGAAAUCUUGGUCUGGCUCAUGGGUUUAGUUUUGGGAAGGGGGAAGAUAGGAACAGGGGUUUUUUUUUAAAAAAAACUUUAAAACUGGAAAUAGACGCGAUCGGGAUUGAGCAGAGGAGGAAAGGGUUAACAUCCGCUCCCUUUUCCCCAGAUGCCCAAUUUUCUCUUUUUAGAGUGCAGAACAAACAAACAAACACUAAAGAGUACUGGCCCACAAAUGUAUUUUCUGCGGCAAUGUUUGAAUUGGCAUUAAAGCUCUUUUUUGCAUUCUGAAAUGCGCCCACUUGUUAGGGUAUUUCCGAGAGGUUUCCGGAGACGCGGAAGGCUGUGCAAGAUCAGAUUGGGGUGGAGGUGAAGGUUAAUUUUUCCAUCCCUGCUGCUACACCCACCCUGCCCCCUUUGCCCUGGGGAGCUGUCCCUUCUGGGACGGAGAUGCAGGCGGAAAUCCCAGAACCAGAGAAAAGCUCGGUGCCUUUCCCUUCUCCCUUUCAUACCCCCCCCCCUCCUCUGGGCCGAUCUGCACCCCGUCAUCUGGUUCCCAUAAAGCUAUGAAUAGAAACAGGAUCCUCCCGGAAGAGUCAGGCAAGAGUUGGUAACGUUUCCUUUCCCAAGAGCCACAUGGCGUGGUUUUAGCUCUGUGUGUGGGGUUUUUUUAAAAAUUGGAGUUUGAGGAGAGGGAGAAACGAAGUGUUUUCCCCCACCGUUACCUCCCGAGCGUGUGGCGAUUCGGAAACCUGGUGCUAAAAGGGAAAGGAAGCAGUCCAUUUUAUCAAAAGGGAGCGUGGGGGGGCGUCCUUUGCUGUCAGACGAAAUCAUGGUGAUCUUUGCACUGUUCAAGAUAACUUAAUGUGCGUUUUUAAGCGCACGUGUCCUUUGUCUUAAUCGUCAGAAUAAAGUAACUUCUUUGUUGUUUAAUCCCGGUUGGAAGAAGCUGCGCUAUCGCUAGUUACCCAGAAACCAGCCAGCAGACCGUGAAACCAGUCUAGUGUUGGACGGUGUUUUGCAAGUGUUUAUUUUUUUUUUUAAUGUGGGGCUUCUCCAGUUUGUGUUUGUUGGUGUUUAGUUCUCAAAAAGAAUCCCCAUUGCUUUAAUGCAAAGUUCCUGGUUGCAAUCAUGUUCAUGUUGCACCUGGCCGCAGGUUGUCGCUGUUCUUUUAAUAUUUUAUUUUAAUAAAGAGAAAAUCCAGAGUAGAGUUUUGCAACCAAUUUGGGGUGCCAGGGAAGUGCGAACAGGGCAGAUCACCCCGCUGAGUUCUCGGGCGACCCCGAAGAUCCAAACUCCCAAUAUUUCCUUCUUGGCAGUCCAACUUGUUCAGUUGGCGGAAUCUCUGGGGCGAUGUUUCCCUUGAAGGCGUUUGUGUGUGUUUAGUUGGGGGCGGGGGGAGAUCUCAGUGUGUUUGAAAGUUCUCCUGUUCCAGCUCCCCCAACCUGCUCAUAGAAAGCUAACAUGUCAGGUAAAAGGGACUCUUCUCUCAGAGGACGGUGCAAUCUUGUCCCUGCUAGCCUGAAGUGGGAAACCGCUAAUGGAUUGCGUCAAGUGGUUUCCGUAAGGCUGUUCGUAGUUGCAUAGCCACGAUCCAUUUAGGGCAAAUUUCCCAUUAUUGGCUCCAAAUUUCCCAUUAUUGGCUCCACUAAGAGGGGGAGAGCUGAGCCCCACAGGUUUGGGGAUGUGCGAUUUCAGAAGCUCCAGCCAGUGGUUCACUGUAAUGGUUCUAUCAGGAAAGACCCGUAAUAGAACUGUGUCUGUAAUAUACAUUUUAAUAGCUAGCCUGGGAGGUGGCUUGAAGUUGGGAGUGUGGGCGGGGCGGGGCGGGGGUUGUCAAAUGGAUCCUUUCCCCCUAAUCUUUGCCUUGGCCCACAGGCAAACGCCAGUGCCUUUCCAAGCUGCCCCUGACUCUUCAAAGCUCCUCCAGAAGGUGGGGCGUUCUAUGAACGAUUCCAGUUGGUCAGCAGCGUGUCAUCAGACUUAAGAUCCAAUCCGCUUUCAAUAAAGGUUUUACCUCCUGUGUUCUAAGAAUGCAGUAUCCCCCCCUCCCCCCCCCCCCACACACCCCUUUUUAGAAUCCAAGCCACUGCUUUUAUUUUCCUUUGAUCUCUGCUUGGAUGGGAUAAUUUGAGGUUACUGUGAGAAAACUAAAGGGGAGAUGAAGCACAGUUUGAAAGCAUUAAAUAAACCCAUGAGCCAUUUAGGGUAGCAGAACAAUCAAUUCAUGCUAAGGCCAGUUUCUCUGCAGUAGGUAUGGACUAGGCGACGCCGACCGGAUAGAUCUGUACAGUGGAAAGAAACAUCUCAAGGAAGAGGCCUGAUUGUUGGGGGGGGGGGGUGGCUGGCCGGGAAUGGGGUGGGGGGAGAGGAGCGUGCCAGGGGACGACUUCAGAUCUGUAUUUAUAAAACACUUUGGAGAUUUUAGGGUGUUUUUUUCUUUCCUUCCCCCUCUUUUUGGAUCAGAUUUUAUUUAUGACUGUUCUCCACCUCGGCUUCCUGUACAUGCUUUUCAUCUGCUCUGAUCACAAGAAGAUCUUAAUGUAUCUCUUUCUACAAA